Molecule: messenger RNA, 3858 nt
Organism: Neoarthrinium moseri
Lineage: Eukaryota; Fungi; Ascomycota; Sordariomycetes; Amphisphaeriales; Apiosporaceae
Exons: 5
Coding region: 1-3858 (1285 amino acids)
Biological process (GO): nucleoside metabolic process
Molecular function (GO): catalytic activity
Source: RefSeq, a predicted model, not a curated record
AUGCCAAGGCCCGCCAAGAAAUUCAACUUGGCCGAGAUCAACCAAGUAGGAGCACUUGCUCUCAGGCGGAGAAUCCAGACCGAUUCGCUGCUGUCAUUUUAUGAUUUUAGCAACACGGAGCAGCAAGCGAGAACCCGUCCCCUUAACAUUGAAUGCCUACUUGCAGACAGCCCCUGCAUCACAGUCGCCUUCACCCAAUCAGAUGAUGAAGUUAUUUCUCUAUCACCUGCAGCACUUCCCCACUCAGGCACCCAAUCUCAUUUGUACGCCCCUUCAACGGAGUCUGUCAAGGAGUUCAAUUCCCCUAAAGUGUUCCUGGCCAACGUUCUACCAGUUUUCUGGACAUUCGCUUUCAGCAGUCUAGACAUGUAUAGCCAAGGUCAACCCAGCCAGCCUAGUAUGAAGCCGCUUCGUCGUCUACAGCAUGACAAUUACACUGUCGCCAUCUUAUGUCCUAUGGCCGUUGAACUGACGCCCGUAAUUGACUUGUUCGACGAACACCACGAGAACCUCAGCCCGAGUCGCGACCAGAAUGCCUACAGUCUUGGUAAAAUGGGCCAGCAUAACGUCGUAGUUACCACCGUGUGGAAGACUUCCACCAUUCCUGCUUCGAUUGCCAUCACGCAAUUGCUCAACGACUUCGGUAAGAUACGAUUUGUGCUGUUAGUAGGAGUCGCUGGCGGUAUCCCUUACGAAGCCGGCAACAGGGAUAUUCGGUUGGGCGAUGUCGUUGUCAGUGAAGCUCGAGGACGGUUUGGCGGUGUUGUACAACUCGAUCUCGGAAAGAGCACAGAGGAUGGUUUUGUGAGGACUGGGCACCUUGACUCAGUACCGCGUGCUCUUGCCAGCAAUGUUGAGCAACUGAAGGCUUACAUUAGCUCCGCCGAAAAUCUUAUUUCGCGGCAUCUUAACGAGUUACUACGAAAGUAUCCCAACAAGAAAAAGGAAUACUGCCACCCAGGCCCAGAAUUUGACCAUCUCUUUAAAGCCAGCUACCAUCACCAGGGCGGGGAGACGUGCGGAAACUGCGAUACGGCUCAGACCAUUAGAAGAAGGCAAAGAAACCGACUAGGCCCCAAAAUUCAUUACGGGACUAUCGGAUCGUCGAACGCGGUCGUUGAAACAGUCAAAACGCGACACCAACUGCAAGACCAAGAGAUCCUAUGCGUAGAGAUGGAGGCGGCUGGUGUUAUGGAAGCGUUCCCCUGUCUAGUCAUCCGGGGCAUCAGCGACUAUGCCGACUCUCACAAGAACAAGGACUGGCAGGCCUAUGCUGCAGCUACAGCGGCUGCGUAUACCAAAGAGUUGCUGUUGAGAAUCCCACCAGUAUCUGUCAAGCACACACAGGAUAUCACUGACAAGAAGGAGAUAAAGAUUCUCGAGUGGCUGUCUCCCAAAGACACUAACUUUUCCCUUCUUCAAAACUUGUCCCAGCAAACUCGUACUCCUGGCACUGGUCAGUGGUUGCUCAAAGAUGCAAGGUAUCGACAGUGGCGCGACAGUACGCCUGGUUUGUUGUGGCUAUACGGCGCUGUGGGCUGCGGAAAGACUAUUUUGUGCUCGACUAUUAUAAAUAACCUUCAACUGCACGCGAGACUCAACCCGACCAAAAACGUGGCGUAUUGGUAUUUCCGAUUUGACAACAGCGACUCGCAAGACCUUUCAAAAAUGCUGCGGUCGAUUAUCCGACAGUUGAGUUGCUCGCCACUGCCUGUAGAAUUGCGUGAGCUCCAUGAUCGACAUAGUAGGGCUGGGAGCGAUCCAUCAUUGGACGAUCUGAAGGCGACUCUUACUCAAAUACUCCGAAUUGACGAUAGAAACACCUACAUCGUCUUCGAUGCCCUGGAUGAAUGCUCCCAUGCAGACAACUGGAGACAGAGGCACCAGCUACUAGGCUACGUCAAGGAGUUAGUUUCGAAACUCCCAAAGUUGCACCUGCUUGUCACAAGUCGACCGGAGCCAGACAUUAUAAGGGAGCUUGGAAGUAUUGCGAAUCGCCCACUGGACAUCGAAGAACUCAUAAACGAAGAUGUAAGGAAGCAUGUUGAGGAAGCUCUCAAUAAACAUCUCCGUGUAGACAGGCAGGUAAAGGACCGGGUCGGCGUUAAACUCCUCAGUCAGAGAGAAACACGAUUCCGUUGGGCUGCGCUACAGCUGGACCGUUUCAUCCAAUGUACUAGUAUGGCAGAACUUGAAAUGGCCUUCCAAACCAUCCCAGAAACUUUGGAAGCAUCUUACGAGCAGACUUUCGAAAAGAUCAAGGAUCGUCACAGAGAAUGCGUUAGGCGGAUCAUGAUGUGGCUUGCCGUAUCGUAUCAGCCGCUUAGCGUCAAUCAAGUCGCUUCAAUUGUCGGGUUAAUACAACCUGGCUUCGUCGUCAAAAUUUGCACAACGCAGCUAGUAACAAUCCUUGAUGCGAAUGCUACCACACAGUUUGUCAAACUGGCUCACUUUUCGGUUAAAGAAUUCCUUAUUAAGAAGCUUGGCGAGGAGGUUCACAUUCCAUGGUAUCAAUUCUCGAGUGAGCUGGCCAACCAGCACGUUGCGGUUACCGCCAUUGAGGCGCUCUUGGAGCCCCAGAGUCACUUGAAUCUCAUUCAUUGGUACGCUGCUAAAUAUUGGCCCCAACACGCGACAGAGGGAUUGUUGGUCGAGGAACGAUCUAAGCUCGAAGACCGAAUCAACCGCCUUUUUCAUCCCAAAAAUGAGAAGGAAUUCCAAGGCUGGUUGAAUGCACACGAUCCUGAUAAGACACGGCACAGCCAAAACAGCAACAUGGGAGGAUCUUUGUACUACGCAGCGCUUCUUGGCUUUGACAAAGUCGUACAUGGAUUAUGGGCUAACGAGUCUCAAUUGUAUGGAUCCCAGGGAACUCAUGGAAAUGCCCUCAACGCGGCCGCGGUGUGUGGCAAUGUGGAAAUCGUACGAUGGAUCCUGAAGCGAUGUCAGAAUCCGGCGAAGUUCAUUAAUCUGGUUGCCAUCGCAAAAUUAAUCAGACUCAAUGGAAAGGAGAUAAUCGAAGAGCUAUGUAUGCAAGUACCGGGUUUGAGAGUUUCCGCAGCUGUAAUUGAAGCCGCUGCGGGAAACCAGCUUUGUGGACAGGACCUGAUGGAACUGUUUCUGAAGAAGGGCGGAGACCAGGCCCCCAUCACCGAGGACGCCGUUAUGGCCGCUGCCGGGAAUGAGGAACAUGGCUUACGUAUAAUGGAGCUGAUGCUUCGGGAGAGGAGAAACCAGGUCGUCCUCACUGCAUACGUGGUCAAGGCCGCUGCUGGGAAUGCUGAUAGCGGCGAAGAACUUAUAGAAAUGCUACUCCAAGAGAAGGGAGACCAGCUUCAUAUCACCGAAGACGUACUAAUGGCCGCUAUUCAAAACACUUAUUACGGCUACUUGGUGAUGGGGGUGCUACUCAAAAAGAGGGGAGGCGAAUUCAACAUUACCGAAGAGGUGGCCAUAGCCGCUGCCGAGAACAUCUAUUGCGGCCGGGAGGUGAUGGAUAUGCUGCUUGAAGUGAAAGGGGACGACUUCGAUAUCACCGAGGACGUGCUCAUAGCCGCUGCCGAGAAUACAGUCUGCGGUCAGGAGGUGAUGGAAAUACUGCUUGGCGUGGAGGGGAAAUACUUCGACAUCACCGAGAACGUGCUUAUAGCCGCUGAUAAUGAGGGGAGAGGUGACCAAGGGAUGAUGGAGAUGCUUCUCGAGAAGAAGAGAGGCCAGAUCUGCACUCCCGAAGACGUGGAUAUGACCGAUGCUGAGGACUUGCAGAUCAUCGCAGGCGACGACGGAUCAUUUCGUCGUGGUCAUUUCAUGGGAGGGGUCUCGUAUCGCCCUCAGGCAAAUACAGAUGGGCUAUUUUAA